This is a messenger RNA of Acaulospora colombiana, 519 nucleotides long. NCBI's taxonomy places the organism in Eukaryota, Fungi, Glomeromycota, Glomeromycetes, Diversisporales, Acaulosporaceae. The record is from the annotation of a GenBank genome assembly.
AUGGCACAAUCAAGAAUUUAUUGGCCAUUAAGAUUACAUACAAGCUUGCAUGGGAGAACCAAUUUGCGCUCUGCUGACGAAUUUGCGCGUCUCACUGAAUGGAAGAGAUCGAUAAACAAGCACGAGUCAACGCACCAAACCGACAACAGCGGGUACAAGAUGGAUCCGUUGGGUCGAGAUCCCCACCCAUUACUGGUUCGCUCAGUUGGGCUCUUAGCUGCCGAGGCUUCCAGAAACAAUGUCCUCCUGCGACUGGCCGCCACCCGAGGAGUCUCCAACGCUCGUGAUCAUUUGGACAUCGAACCACUUCGAAAGCCAUAUUACUGGGAAACGAGGCGAUUACGCUCUGAGCGCUCGCUAUGUCAUCGCCACCCACCCAAAAUGACGGAGUCGGACUUGGUCAGGUGGCCUAUUUUUCAACCCUUUGCCGGUGACGUUGAGGGUGCGGGUCUAAUUUUAACAUCACCUAUUGCCUCUGACAAACUGUUGUGUCAUUGGAUGACUAUAGCUCAUCCGUGA